Kwoniella shivajii is the source of this 1110-nucleotide messenger RNA. RefSeq lists its product as uncharacterized. Gene Ontology annotation, molecular function: four-way junction DNA binding; ATP-dependent DNA damage sensor activity; single-stranded DNA binding. The transcript has 9 exons. Gene Ontology annotation, cellular component: centrosome; Rad51B-Rad51C-Rad51D-XRCC2 complex; replication fork. Bases 1 to 1110 code for a protein of 369 amino acids. Gene Ontology annotation, biological process: double-strand break repair via homologous recombination; reciprocal meiotic recombination; DNA strand invasion. The record is from RefSeq and is a predicted model, not a curated record. Lineage: Eukaryota; Fungi; Basidiomycota; Tremellomycetes; Tremellales; Cryptococcaceae.
AUGCUUCUCAAACGAAUAUCAGAUUCAUUGCCUGAUGAACUUGCUAGUCUAAUUCCAGAGCUUGAAUCCGCAGGAAUCAAAACAACCGAAUCCCUGAUAUUCUCAUCUUCCUCGACGAUCUUACAUCUCGUUCCAAUCUUAUCCACAAUCCAACUAAACUGUCUUAUCGAAGAGUGUUUGAUAAGAACAUCUCCUGAUGAAAUAAGAGGAGAUCAAGUGAAUGAAGACGAUGGAGGAUGGAGUGGGUUCGGUAUACCUGGAUUAGAUGAGUUAUUUGAUGGUUGGAAUGGAAUUGGUUUAGUCGAAAUUGCAGGACCAAGAAAAGUGGCCAAAUCACUGCUCGUACUACAUGCUGCAUUGAGGGUAUUAUUUCAAGACCCUGAAGCUUAUUGUAGAUGGAUAGACACGGAAGGAUCAUUCUCACCUGAAAGAGCAAAAGCUAUUCUGGAUAUAUGGAACGUAGAAGACAUACAUGGAAUAUUGGAACGAUUGGUGGUUGUAAAUGCAUUCAAGCUUGAAGACAUUUUCAAUUCUAUAUCACAGAUCAAACAAUCGAUCGAUAAUCCGGAUCAAGGUGAAAUCAAAGUUUUGGUGUUGGAUAACGUAUUCACUCAUUUCAGGGACUUACUGUCCGCUACUUCGGCUCAAGGUCACGCUGAACUGGUCUCCUUGAUGGAAGAAAUUGCUGAGAUUACAUAUUUAAAAGGAAUGGUCUCUUUCAUCAUCAACUCAUCAGUCUCAUCUCAGCCCACCAAUCCUCUGUCAGCGUUCAAUAGAACAGAUAUCAAACCCGCCUUGGGAGCGUCAUUCACCUUCACGACCGAUAUAACUUUACUUAUACAAGAAACUGGAAGAGUCUUUGGUCUAGCGGAUGCAGAGGAAAGAGAAAGAAUAAGAAAUAAACCUGGGUUGAGAGGUCUGGUGGAAGUUAUUAGGAGUCGGGUCUCUCCUACCGGUAAAUGGGCAAUAUUCGAGACUGACGGCAUAAGACUAUUCGACGUUAUACCUCCUCAUGAGGUUGAUGAGCGAUCUACUCGGAUAUCAGCUGGAUUACCUACUGGUCCCUAUAGACCUAUUCAUGGAUCACUAGCUCAAACACUGAUACCAUAA